AUGUCCGGGCCAGGUGGGGAGGUAAAUGAGCCCAGGUGGCUCGCCUGGCCUGCGAUACCCAGGAGAGGAAACCUUGCAAUCAACAGCAACAAAAACCUAGCAUCCAUGGUGAUGGAUCGUGUCACAUGUCCACCGAGUGUUUGCGUUCUAAGUGCUGUGCAUACUGAGGCGAUAGCUCACCUCCUGCUCGACUGUGAUAGAUCACAGAUAGCCAAAAAGCUGCAUGAGCGCUGCCAGUUUGGGGAAAUGUGCUGUAACUGUAGACCCCAGGUCAUCACUGUCCCAUCUUUUACCAGCUUAAACUGCCACACGGAGACACUUUUAGGAGUUGGGCCACGUUUGCUAAUGUGGAUCCUCUUUCCAAAUGGCAACGAUAAGCGACGCCGAAGUGCGCCCUGA
Xyrichtys novacula (pearly razorfish) is the source of this 399-nucleotide messenger RNA. The record is from the annotation of a GenBank genome assembly. NCBI's taxonomy places the organism in Eukaryota, Metazoa, Chordata, Actinopteri, Labriformes, Labridae.